GGUUUUGGUCUGCCUCUCCUGAGGCGUCUGGCUUCUGCUGAGCCGGUUGCGAGCGGCUGCAGCCUCCGCCCUGAGUGGAGAGCGCCCUCGCCUGCGUCCUGCCGCGCACACAGCACUCCAGGCGGGAGCUCCCUGGACUCCCCACAGCACUUUAACCCCCUGCCCGUUUCCCUGGAAAUUUCCGCCUUCGCAUCACAGGAUAUCAGAAAGGUUAGCGAAUUGCUUAGGAAAGUGAGGACAAAAUCUGAUGAAUUUGAUAUGACGAAUGACCUCGAAUGCUACCGUUGCGGAAAGGAAGCAGAGCUGUUCAACUUCUAACUGCGGUUCCUGUGAUGUUCCACAUAAGCGUUUUAAAACUUUGAUUCCGCUUUGGGAGGCCGAGGCGGGCGGAUCACGAGGUCAAGAUAUCGAGACCAUUCUGGUCAACAUGGUGAAACCCCGUCUCUACUAAAGAUACAAAAAAUUAGCUGGGCAUGGUGGCGCGUGCCUGUAAUCCCAGCUACUCAGGAGGCUGAGGCAGGAGAAUUGCCUGAACCCAGGAGGCGGAGGUUGCGGUGAGCCGAGAUCGCGCCAUUGCACUCCAGCCUGGGUAACAAGAGCGAAACUCCGUCUCAAAAAAAAAAACCAAACCAAAACAAAAACAAAAAAACUUUUAUUCCGAAAUGUGGUCUCAUGUUAAAAACAUUUACAUUCGGUAUAACCUCUACGUCCUACAUGCGUGUGCAUAAUCCGGGAUAGAUCCCUGGAUCCCUGCUACCAAUGACUUAAUGACUGCUCAAUUUGGACGAAAGAACCAAAUUCCACCUCCUUCCUCCCCCCAAUUAUUCUAACUGUAAUUUUGAGAUUUGGGUCAGCAUUUCUGGAAUUGGGGGCAAAAAUGCAAAAACCCAUAAACGAAACUGCAGUCAUGAUCUCUCCGUGGUGCUGAAGCAACGCUCCCCAGCUGUGAUCGGUCACUCUCAGGGCACUUAGUCGCUUGUUUUGAGAUUAUCAUAUUCAUUUCAGCUUUUAAUUUAGAUUCCAGUAGUGUUUUAGUCUCUCAGUGGCAACUUUCUUAUUUAAGUAGGUACAAAAUCGAGCCAAGAUCUGCAAUCUUUUAGUUUCCGUGUAAGGAUAGCAGACAUUUGAAAAAUUAUCUCCAUUCUUUUAUUAUAUCGUAGCGCUAGAAUUCCUUCUUUUAUUGCUGUCCUGCCACAGGCCCAGAUUCUCCCUUGUGGGUGGAGAAACGAUAGCUGUACUAGAAAACCUGAGGUGAAUUCUAGCACCAAGCUCGGUUCUCAAAACUACAUUUCCCACAACCAUGCACUACACUCCCAUGAAGCCUCCGGAGCGUGCGCAGAAGACGCACAGUGACAGUUUCCUAUCUCGGAAACGCGGCGUGGCCGCUUACCGGAAAAUAGGGCACACCUGUUUGAUUCGUUUAUUCCUGAGGUUGUCGUAUCAUGGCUGAUAAUGAUGCAGACAGAAACCAGACUGAGAAACUCCUAAGAAGAGUACAAGAACUGGAGCAUGAGGUGCAAAGACUUAAAAAGGAACAGGCCAAAAAUAAGGAGGACUCAAACAUUAGAGAAAAUUCAGGAGCUGGAAAAACUAAGCGUGCAUUUGAUUUCAGUACUCAUGGCCGAAGACAUGUAGCCCUAAAAAUAGCCUAUAUGGGCUGGGGAUACCAGGGCUUUGCUAGUCAGGAAAACACUAAUAAUACCAUUGAAGAGAAACUGUUUGAGGCUCUAACCAAGACUCGACUAGUAGAAAGCAGACAGACAUCCAACUAUCACCGAUGUGGGAGAACAGACAAAGGAGUUAGUGCCUUUGGACAGGUGAUUUCACUUGACCUUCGCUCUCAGUUUCCAAGGCGCAGGGAUUCUGAGGACUUUAAUGUAAAAGAGGAAGCUGCUGAAGAGAUCCGUUAUACCCACAUUCUCAAUCGGGUGCUCCCUCCAGACAUCCGUAUAUUGGCCUGGGCCCCUGUAGAACCGAGCUUCAGUGCUAGGUUCAGCUGUCUUGAGCGGACUUACCGCUAUUUUUUCCCUCGUGCUGAUUUAGAUAUUGUAACCAUGGAUUAUGCAGCUCAGAAGUAUGUUGGUACCCAUGAUUUCAGGAACUUGUGUAAAAUGGAUGUAGCCAAUGGUGUGAUUAAUUUUCAAAGGACUAUUCUGUCUGCUCAAGUACAGCCAGUGGGCCAGAGCCCAGAUGAGGAGAGAUGGCAAGUACCUUUUCAGUUAUGUCAAUUUGAAGUGACUGGCCAGGCAUUCCUUUAUCAUCAAGUCCGAUGUAUGAUGGCUAUCCUCUUUCUGAUUGGCCAAGGAAUGGAGAAGCCAGAGAUUAUUGAUGAACUGCUGAAUAUAGAGAAAAAUCCUCAGAAGCCUCAAUAUAGUAUGGCUGUAGAAUUUCCUCUAGUGUUAUAUGACUGUAAGUUUGAAAAUGUUGAGUGGAUUUAUGACCAGGAGGCUCAGGAGUUCAAUAUUACCCAUCUACAACAACUGUGGGCUAAUCAUGCUGUCAAAACUCACAUGUUGUAUAGUAUGCUACAAGGACUGGACUCUGUUGCAAUACCCUGUGGAGGAGGACCAAAGAUGGAUGGAAUGACAGAAUGGAGAAAUGUUAAGCCCUCUGUCAUAAAGCAGACCAGUGCUUUUGUAGAAGGAGUGAAGAUGCGCACAUAUAAGCCCCUCAUGGACCGUCCUAAAUGUCAAGGAUUGGAAUCCCGGAUCCAGCAUUUUGUACGUAGGGGACGGAUUGAGCACCCACUUUUAUUCCAUGAGGAAGAAACAAAAGCCAAAAGGGACUGUAAUGACACACUAGAGGAAGAGAAUACUAAUUUGGAGACACCAACAAAGAGGGUCUGUGUGGACCCAGAAAGUAAAAGCAUCAUUUAACCACAGACAAUUUGCCAGGAUCUAGGAUAAUGGUAGGUGGACAGAAAAGGGAAAAAUAAUUUACUUGCAAGUACUAGGAAUUCAGAUUAUCAGCUCUUAAAAAAAAACGCAGAAAGACUAAAGCCCUAUUAAGGAAGUUACUGCUUUAAUAAGAAAGUUCAAAUAUUCUCUUAUCCCUGUCCAAAAGGAUUAAGAGAUUAAAGAAGCAAAAAGCAGUUGUAAAAUGGAGAUAUGUUUAUGUAUACCUGGAAACCUGUGCCUUGUAUUAAACUUCAUUAAACCCUAAUCCUGCAAGUA
Messenger RNA from Callithrix jacchus (white-tufted-ear marmoset), 3173 nucleotides. It is a transcript of the gene PUS3, whose product is annotated as pseudouridine synthase 3. Gene Ontology annotation, biological process: tRNA pseudouridine synthesis; mRNA pseudouridine synthesis. Gene Ontology annotation, cellular component: cytoplasm; nucleus. Gene Ontology annotation, molecular function: pseudouridine synthase activity; RNA binding. NCBI's taxonomy places the organism in Eukaryota, Metazoa, Chordata, Mammalia, Primates, Cebidae. The record is from RefSeq and is a predicted model, not a curated record.